AUGCCUGCCGCUGCUGUCAGGAGAUGGGCCCUGAGCUCGCGGCCCUUCUAUUCAACAGCUUUUGUCGUCGCUUUGAUCAUUGUUCACAGUCUUUUUAUCCAGGCGCCUGCAUCCUCGCGCCAUGCAGGAACACUACUUUCAGCACGCGCUGGGGAGGAUUGCCGGCUAGUGCAUCAAGCCGAGGACAAAUGCGCAUUUGUGAAGCGCAACUGCCACGAUGAUGAGGCCGGUCUUCUGGAGUAUCUGACCUUCUACUACUGCACUCUGGGCAGCGCAAAACCCGCCGCCUUUGUCAUCAUGAUCGCCUGGCUCUGCCUUCUAUUCAGCACUAUCGGCAUAGCAGCUAGCGAUUUCUUCAGCGUCAACCUCAGCACCAUUGCUACUAUCCUAGGCCUGAGCCAAAGCCUGGCUGGCGUCACAUUCCUGGCAUUUGGAAAUGGUUCUCCGGACGUCUUCAGCACCUUUGCGGCCAUGGGCUCUAACAGUGGGAGCAUGGCUGUCGGCGAGCUUCUCGGAGCUGCUGGAUUCAUCACGUCCGUGGUUGCUGGUUCAAUGGCCCUGGUACGAGAAUUUAAAGUCAGUAAGAACUCCUUUAUACGAGAUAUUGUCUUCUUCAUUGUGGCAGUUGGCUUUACAUUCUACUUUAUCUGGGAUGGAAAGAUCCAGCUGUGGGAAUGUGGUGCUAUGAUUGGCUUCUAUGUCUUCUACGUCAUCUUUGUCGUGGUCUGGCAUUGGUACAACAAGAGAGGAAAUGCCCGGAGAGCAAGGGAAACAGCUUCUCGUAGUCAUUUCAUGGGCUCCGGGUCUCUACACGGAAACGACGAGCUUGAGCCGUACAGAGAUGAGCCUGAUGACGAAGAAAUUGCACCGGGAUCUCACAGAGGAGGCCCUGCUACCGUAGACAUUGGUAUCCUAGAGAGGGGACCGAGGAUCGAAAUCGGAGAACCUGAUACAGAGGAUGCAGACGAUGAACGCAAUCAGCAUAUUGCUGCGGAAAUGGCGAGCAGUAUGAGGGUCAACCGGCCGCGAGGAAGGAGGAGCACUACAACCAUUACACCAAUCAGGCCUAGUCUUGUCGGUGCACUUGAGUUUAGGGCUGUAUUGUCGUCACUGCAGCAUGAAAGGAAUAUGCGUAUGGCUCCCAUCUUUGUUAGAAGCUACUCAGAUGACAGAAUCGCCGUCGAUAGGUCAGAGGGAGGAGCGGCUUUAGUUGGUGGGCCAGUCAGUGUUCAAACUAUACAAGGCGCUGGCACUAUUGAUUUGGUAAAUCGGAAUAGAUCAAGAUCUUCAGGCGCUAUUCCACUGAUCAUGGAUGAGGAUCUAGCGUCGGGGUCCCCAAGGGCAGCAGAGGACAGAAACAGCAGCGUUCCACCACACACGGUGGGCGGAAUGCUGGCCCCGCCUCCUACGGAUUCCACGGGUGGGCUUGCAGUCGACAGUCAGGAUGCUCCAGAUCAGCAUAGGCUAGGCAAAGGUUUGCAUCUACGUAUCCCGAGCCCCAGCCCGCCUGGCAGCGCAGAUUCAACCCCGGCAGCCUCUCCUUUCCCGACGUAUUCAGAAUCCCCUAGGCCCAUGACGCCGGAUCCUUUACCAACUCUGCCAACACCUGCGUUAGAGCGCCACUCCCCCUUCGAAGACCUUCAUAUCCAUGAAACACACAGGCCUGUGAGAUGGUGGCCAUAUCGAAUCCUGCCGGACCCUUACCUCUUGGUGCAUAGCUUAUUUCCUACUCUGCAGGAUUGGAACAACAAGCCAUUAUGGGAUAAGAUGAUCAGUGCCUGGUCUGUGCCGAGUGUCCUACUUUUAGUCCUUACGUUACCCGUUGUGGAAAGCGAGACCACAGAUGACGACUCAGAGGAAAGUAUUGCGGAUGAGCCGGCCACCGGCGGGCCCCUGAAUACCGCCGCUCCCGUGUCCUACGAGCCUAACGGAUCGAUCGACCACGAAACAGAAUGGCAGCAGUACAGACGGAGUACAAGAUCUCGAGCUUCGUCGGGCACCGCGUCACCCGCCCUAUUGUCAUUGGCUGCCCCUGACGAGCUUCGUGGUUUGUCUUCGGCUUCGGUCGACGGUAUACAAUCUCGCAAUGAUGCAUUCGAUGCACGACAUGCUAAGCCCGCCUCGGACUCGAUUUCGGUGACGGGCAGUGAAGAUCAAGGCUGGAAUCGUUGGCUUCUCCUCCUCCAGGUUUUCACGGGGCCGAUGUUUGCCGUCUCCGUUGUUUGGGCAAAUAUGGCCGAAGAUCUCGACCACCCCGUCAAAGUGCUUGUGCGCAUGCUUUUGAUUGCUCUCGUCUUCUCACUCGUCAUACUUGCCGUUCUUCUUGCAACCACAUCGCCAGAACGACGUCCCAAAUUCCAUUUCUUGUUUUGCUUUCUUGGAUUUAUCAUAGCGAUUGCCUGGAUAUCCACCAUCGCGGGCGAAGUUGUUGGUGUACUGAAAGCUCUUGGCGUUAUCUUCAAUAUAUCUGAGGCAAUACUGGGUUUAACCAUCUUUGCUGUGGGUAAUUCUAUCGGCGAUCUCGUCGCCGACAUUACCGUUGCCCGACUGGGAUACCCAGUAAUGGCUUUGGCUGCAUGUUUCGGUGGUCCUAUGCUGAACAUUCUGUUGGGUAUUGGCCUCGGUGGCGCCUUUCAGAUAGUCCGUGCGGCAAACAAGAGACACGCCAAACAUCCGGACAAGCCAUUUCAGUACAAAACAUAUCACAUCCAAGUUGGUGAUACUCUUCUGGUUUCAGCCGUUGUACUACUAAUUACUCUGUUUGUGCUCCUGGCAGUCGUGCCGAUGAGCAAAUGGGUAAUGACGAGGAGAAUUGGAUGGGGCUUGAUCGCGCUUUGGGCUGUUGGUACCAUUGUGAAUCUUGUCAUAGAGCUUACAGGACCAUGGUACGAAGUGUCAUGA
Molecule: messenger RNA, 2901 nt
Organism: Truncatella angustata
Lineage: Eukaryota; Fungi; Ascomycota; Sordariomycetes; Amphisphaeriales; Sporocadaceae
Product: Sodium/calcium exchanger protein-domain-containing protein
Exons: 2
Coding region: 1-2901 (966 amino acids)
Biological process (GO): transmembrane transport; monoatomic cation transport; intracellular calcium ion homeostasis
Cellular component (GO): membrane
Molecular function (GO): monoatomic cation transmembrane transporter activity
Source: RefSeq, a predicted model, not a curated record